AUGUCGACGGAGAGCAAUAAUAAAUUCGACAGUGACACUCGCGGUUUACCACCGCCUUCGAUUCUUGCAUUACUCGAUCAAGAUACCCAAUCAUUAUUUGCAUUAAUUAAAAUAUUACUCAAAGUCUAUCCGGUGCUUAUAUUUAUAUUGGGUUCAUUUGGAAAUUUACUUUCAUUUUGUGUUUUAAUUCGUUCAGCUAUGAGACGUUAUUCAACAUUUUGUUAUUUAGCUUGUCUUGCUCUUGUUGAUCUUGGAGUUAUAAUAACAUUUUGUGUCAAUUUUAUAUCUCUAUAUCAUUUUGAUCAUGAUAUACAAGAUGGACCAUUGCAAUGUAAAUUAUUUGCAUUUUGUACUUAUUUUCUUCCACAAUAUUCAUCAUGGAUAUUAGUUGCUGUUAGUAUUGAUCGUGUUAUAUCAGCUAAAUAUCUUCGUUUAGCUAAAACAUGGACGAAACCAAAACAUUCAGUAUUAGUAACAUUUAUCCUUGGAUUAUUUUUGGCUAUUCUUAAUAGUCAUUUUUUUCUAUAUGAAAAUAAUUCGAUGAAACAACGAAAUCAACACGAAACAGCUAUUCCUAAUGAACAACAACGAAUAUUUAAUAAUAAUACUGACUUUGAAAGUUAUUCAUCAUCAAAUGGAUUUGAUCCUUCUCAUGGACAGUAUGGAUUUUUUAAUAUUCUUUCAGGGUCAGGAGGAGAUCUAGGAGCAAGUGAUUCAUCAUUAUCAUAUGAACCGUAUACAUCAGUACCAAUUGAAUCUAUUAGUCGAGAUACAACUUUACAAGAUAAAGUUAAUAAUUUCAAAAAUACAAAACAAAAGUCAGAACCAUUUUUUGAUGUUAAUGUUAUACAUUGUUCACUUGAAAAUUCAAUUGAACAUGAAAAACUUUAUCGUUAUUGGGUUUGGAUUGAUCUUGCUAUGAAUGUAUUUAUACCAUUUACAGCAAUGAUUGCUUGUACAAUAAUAAUUAUUUUAACACUUGUUCGUUCAUCAUCUCGAGCUGGUUCAACAUCAGCUCGUCGUUCACGUCGUCGUCGUAAUAUAUCUGUGAUGUUAAUCACUGUCAAUCUUGUUUUUAUUAGUUUAACAGCUCCAAUCGUUAUAUUUUUAAGUAUAUAUGAAUAUGUUAAAGAUGACAAUAAUUAUUAUCGACAUACCAUAUUAGUAUUAAUUAAAAUUUUUUGUAUUAUUUUAAUGAAUCUUAAUCAUUCAGUUAAUAUCGUUAUUUAUUCAGUUACAGCAAGAGAAUUUCGUUCUGAAAUGGCUAACUUUUUACAUGCAUUACUAUAUUGUAUUAUUGGAAAACCAACAACUUCAGCCGGUCUUGCAUAUAUACAUGAUGAUGGAACAUUAUUAUCACGUAUAAGACGUUUUAGACAUGAUGUAUUUAAAUGUUGUCGAAUGAAAAUACAUUCAAAUUCAACUAAUACAACUGAUUCAAGUGGUUUACAACAUACAACAAUACCUCCAGGAACGACUAAUACUCGUUUUUCAAAUAGUAAUAAAAAAAUAAAUAAAUGUAAACGUUUAGAACGAAAUGGAAAUCGAAAAUGUUCAAUUGUACCUAAUAGUGAACCAUUAAUACAUAAAAAUAAUCAUCGUCUUACUGUACAAUUACAAGCUGAUGCAUCAUCAUCUGUAUAUGAACGUGAAGAUAUUUCAAUCCAUGGUUUAUCUGUAUCAACUGAAGAUUAA
Rotaria sordida is the source of this 1695-nucleotide messenger RNA. The record is from the annotation of a GenBank genome assembly. Lineage: Eukaryota; Metazoa; Rotifera; Eurotatoria; Philodinida; Philodinidae.